GACGUCAAAGGUUCAAGCCAAGCCAAGACGAGGCCCAUCGCUACUGAUGCCAGUUUCUUCACCGACAGAAAACACACAUAGCCGCCUCGAAAUCACUCGUGCCGAUCCCGGGGUGCUUGGCCACCACCGGCCAGUCCCCGGCUGCAGUCCAGGGAGAGCCAUGUCUGUUUGGGACAUCGAAGUCGAGGAAGCCUCGUCGGAGGUCGCCCACGGUCCUUGGUAUCUGCUGGAGAAGGACACAGACGGAGCUUCGUUAGAGGAUGCCGAGACAGGGAAGCUGCUCAAGGACAGCGAGGACGACAGCGAGGACGAAGAAAAACUUGAUUUCUUCAAGCGCGUGGGCGGCGGCGAACGGAGCAGAAGUCGUGACGUCGAGAGCUUCCAGCGGUCUCCGCAACGCGGAGACAAACGCAGCGGUCGCCGCCACAGCCUGCUGGAGCUCGCCUACGACGUUGCUCCUGAGCUCUUGCGCUGCGCUUUCGAAGCCGGGUAUGUGUACCUCCUCACUUGGCUCGUGGAGGAAACGCCGAGUGAGGAUUGGGCCCUCCCCCAAAUGCUGUCCGGCGUCGAGAUCCCGGUGGUGAUCCUGUCGAGGGCCCACCUGUACGUCGUCACGGCUCGGCUCAUGUCCUGGUCGGUGGCCAAGCUGCGCGCCAUCGAGGAGGGCGUGGCCAGCUGUACGCUGUUCCUGCUCGUGCUGCUGCUCGCGGUGCUUCUGCUCAGCGCCGGAAGCGCCCACGCGCUCUUGCUGGUGCAGGGCAUCAAGGGGCUGCUCGGGCGCCUGGCCAUGACGGCGUGGCUCUCGACCUACGAAGGCUGCAACAAGUACCUCGUCUGCCGGCCGCACAAGCGGGACCCGAAGAGCUGCACGCUUCCCACGUGGUGCCGCGUGUCCCGUAACAGCACGACCAGCGACGCGCUCUGGAUCGAUGCCUUCGUGUACGAGGCUCUUGCCAUGUCAGAUCAAGGCCAGCUGAUCCAGGUGAUCAAGGAGAUGCACGGGGAGUCCCUGGAGCACUUCGCACGCCUCUACGCAUUCGCCACGUGCGCCUGGGCGUACGCUCUGGUCGCUGCCACGUGGGCGGCCGCCAAGAUGCAAAUGACGAUGUACGCCGACGUCAUUUCCGCCUGGCGCGUCUUCGUGCGCCACGCGCAGCGACAGCUGGACGUCCACGCCACUCGAACGGACGCCCUGCGCACGGCGGCGGCGCUGCGGUCGAUUGUGUACGGAAAGCCUACGCGGCCGGAGCCCAUUCUGAUCCGCGUGCACACGCCCCCAUGCGGCUGGUUGCUGUGGUGACGAAAUGACGGACGCGUUGUUACCCCGCUGUUCCCUUUAGUGGCGUGGACCGUCUUCGAAGCGAUUAAAAAAAUUAGGUAGCGUUGGGCGAACAUCCAAGCA
Dermacentor albipictus is the source of this 1402-nucleotide messenger RNA. RefSeq lists its product as uncharacterized. The record is from RefSeq and is a predicted model, not a curated record. NCBI's taxonomy places the organism in Eukaryota, Metazoa, Arthropoda, Arachnida, Ixodida, Ixodidae.